Triticum dicoccoides is the source of this 1278-nucleotide messenger RNA. RefSeq lists its product as uncharacterized. NCBI's taxonomy places the organism in Eukaryota, Viridiplantae, Streptophyta, Magnoliopsida, Poales, Poaceae. The record is from RefSeq and is a predicted model, not a curated record. The coding region runs from base 1 to 1278 and encodes 425 amino acids. The transcript has 4 exons.
AUGAGCAUGGAACCAUCUUGGGUCGUGCCUUGCGACUCGGGUUGGUCCAUGGAAGAUGCAGCUGCUGCGUGGAGUAGUGAUCAUAGGAUUAGCUUCCAAACAUCCUUGCCUAGCGGUAGUGAUAGCGGAAUGCAGCUGCAGGUGGUUGAGUAUGCAGCCCCAGCCACACCCACACACGAUACUUGUACAGAUCAGGACCAGGUGCUCAAGGAAGUAGUGCAAGCGUUCAAUGCUGACUAUUUGGACAUUAUGGAAAAGAAGAUGCACAGGUUCCCUCCCAGCCUGGUGGAUGUCGACGGCCGGUACAAGGUCCCGGUGACUGUGUCCAUCGGCCCUUACCACCAUGGUAAAUCCGGCCUGCUGGAGGCAGAGCAGGUAAAGCAUGCGGCUGCCAACCAAUGCAUCAGGGACUCGAGGGGCUCACUCCAGGAGAUGUACACUAAGGUCUCCUCCGUCUCAGUCGUCGCCCGCAGACUCUACCACCACGAUGACUUCGUGCCGAUGAUGUUCCUUGAUGCUUGCUUCUUGGUGCAGUUCAUGCGUUGGUAUUAUGUCCACGACGACGAGUUCGAUCAGGCGCUGGUCAGCUAUUUCUACGCCAACUUCGAGCGCAUCUACACCGACAUAAUGAUGCUCGAGAACCAGAUCCCUUGGGUGGUGGUUGAAACCAUCUUCCGCUUCAUGCCGCCAGCGCCCUCGCCCUGGCCCUGGGAGAUGUUCGUCGCUGCGAUGAGAAGGGGUCUGAAAAACCAAAUGGUUGACGACGCCCUGAAAAAGGAAAUGGUUGGCGACGUCCAUGACAUCGACGUAGAUCCUGCCUAUGAACCGCCGCAUCUCCUCGGCCUCGUCCGGUUCUACAUCGUGGGAAACUACGACAACGACAACAACGAAGAAGAAGCCGACAAUAUGAAUGAAGAGGACGACAGAAACCUCCAGCUCCUCUAUGGAGACAAGCCCAUGUCAUUAUCUAUGAGUGUUGCCGAGCUUGCGGACGUUGGUAUCACGCUUCUACCCAGGGAGGAAACAAAAGCAGUGCCAGUAGACAUGGGACUCCGCAGGAAACACCACUUCUUCGGUGUUCUCUCCGCGCCGCCCCUGUGCCUGACCGACGCAAAUGCGACCUGGCUCAUCAACAUGGCGGCCUUCGAGUUAUGCAGGGACUAUUGUUUCGAUGGUAUUUCUGAUGGAAAUUCUGCUGUCUGCUCCAGACGGCGGGAUGCCUUUGAAAUGGAAAACGGCCGGCAUCUAAUUGUCGAUGGCUUGAAACAUGAUUACUAG